Geodia barretti is the source of this 1109-nucleotide messenger RNA. The record is from the annotation of a GenBank genome assembly. NCBI's taxonomy places the organism in Eukaryota, Metazoa, Porifera, Demospongiae, Tetractinellida, Geodiidae.
AUGAAGGAGUGUGUGAAUUAUGUUGCAGUUCCAUUUGUGGCUCCAGUCGUGGAUACACAUUCUGUUACCACUAAUGCCACAACCAUCACAAUUACUGGUAGUGUUCCCAGUGGCUCAGUGGUGACCGGCUUUGUGGUGGAGUGGCAGAGAGACACCUCGAUAGGCUGUUCUGAUGUGAAUAGGAGUAGCAUUGCUCAGGAUGGUGAUUUUGCUGAAUUCAAGAUAACUGGACUAGAGGAGGGCAACAGAUACAACAUCACUGUGAAAGCCUCUAAUGAAGCUGGCAUUGGUCCAGCCAGUAAUGUUCUAAGUGCAAUGACUGAUGAGACAGAGCCAUCUGCUUCUCCGGACUCUGUCUCUAGUGCAUCACUCAGUGCCACUGCUAUCAGUGUUCAGUGGGGAGAGGUGGCUUGUAUCCACCGCAAUGGGGAGAUCAUUGGCUACGUAGCACGUGUAUUAAGGACAGAAGAGGAGGUUGAAACAGUGAUCGUCGCACAGAGUGAAAGAGAAGUUGCUGUCACUGGGCUGUUUCCAUCAACUGAGUAUGCAGUUCAAGUUGCAGCCGUAAAUGCUGCCGGUAUUGGACCAUUCAAUACUACUAUUCCCAUCAUCACUACUGAUAUACUCACGUUGUCACUGGAAUCUAGUACCACUACAUCUUUGACUAUAUCGUGGAUGGUGGAUGAUGAUUGGACUGCCACAGGCUACAACAUAUCCUAUUCCAAUACAGACACUGUUUGUUUCACUGACUCAAACACCAUCUCUGGUCUAAGUGGUGAUGAGACCAUGCGUAUAUAUACAAUGAGCAGUCUACAGGAGGGAACUGCCUACUCCAUAACUGUACUUGCUACCCUCAAUGGCGAACUGCAUGAUUUCCACACAAGAGCCAUAACAAAUUCUACCGGUUAGUCAGUUAGUCAAAUACUCCCCAUUGUAAAUUUGUGCUAUUAUAUUCAACCCUCAAAGUUCCAUCUGCUCCUCCCACUGAUGUGAUUGUAUCAGAGGUGAGUGUGACUAGCAUCACUGUCCAGUGGGGGCCAGUUCAAUGUACUGAUCAGAAUGGAGAGAUAAUAGGCUACUCAGUGAGGUAUUGGGAUAAUGAGAGAGAC